This is a messenger RNA of Lytechinus pictus (painted urchin), 6915 nucleotides long. Its product is annotated as ryanodine receptor-like. The record is from RefSeq and is a predicted model, not a curated record. Gene Ontology annotation, molecular function: ryanodine-sensitive calcium-release channel activity. Gene Ontology annotation, biological process: release of sequestered calcium ion into cytosol by sarcoplasmic reticulum; intracellular calcium ion homeostasis; striated muscle contraction. The transcript has 19 exons. Bases 1 to 2025 code for a protein of 674 amino acids. Gene Ontology annotation, cellular component: smooth endoplasmic reticulum; calcium channel complex; sarcoplasmic reticulum membrane. Lineage: Eukaryota; Metazoa; Echinodermata; Echinoidea; Temnopleuroida; Toxopneustidae.
AUGAGUCAUAUGCAGCGAGGAAACUACAUGGAGAAUGAGAGGGGCAAGCUGAUCGGGCUUCUUGUUGGCACGCGAAUCUUAGAAGAUGCUCGGGAGAUCACAGGCAGUAUCAAACACUCUCUACAUGUGCCUCGGGUUGCUAGGCGACAGACAUCAUCACUGAUCAAUGUGCCUGGAUAUGGCAUGCCCUCAGCGAGGAGGGACACUGUGUCCGCCUUUGGCAUUGAUUUCUUGAAAGGCAAGGGUGGUGGAGGCAACGAUCAGUACAAGCUGAGGAUGAGGAGGAAACGGAGACCUUUGACCCCAUCAUCUAGCUUUGACUUUGAAGAAGAGAUGUCCAUGGACAAUAUGCCUCCACACACCCCCUCCGAAGCCUCAGAUAGUUCUUUCGAUUCAGGGGCCAUGGCAAAGACUGAAUUUCCCAUGCCUGACAUGUCAAGUGGACGUCGUGAUAGCACUGUCUUCCCUAGUCUCUUCCUAGCAACCGAGAUGCCAUCAACCCAAGUGAAAGAGGAGGAAGAAGAAGAUCCUGUUUAUGAACCUCAGAUGACAAGGGUCAAACAAACUGUUCUGAGUCUGUUUGCUAGGAACUUCUACAACAUCAAAUAUAUUGCUCUUGCAUUGGUCUUCUGUAUAAACUUCCUUCUUCUCUUCUUCAAGGUUUCUUUCCUGACUGCUGACCUGAGCAUGGAGGAAGUAGAUCCAGAGCUCCCUGCAGAGUUCCUAGAGAAUUCCACCUCACCUGAUAGUCCAGAUACAGGAGAUGGUGAAGAUGGAUCAACGAUAGAUGAUGUGAUAGAACAGAUUCUUAUCAAUCAGCAGUUCAUGUAUCUUGUACCUAUCUUGAAUGUUCUUUCCAUCCUUCAUUCAUUGGUGUCUAUCUCUAUGCUGAUUGCAUACUGUGCACUCAAGGUACCACUUUGCUUGUUCAAAAGAGAGAAAGAGAUUGCUCGUAAACUCGAGUUUGAUGGUCAGUGGAUAACUGAACAGCCGACUAGAGAUGACAUCAAAGGCCAGUGGGAUUCCCUUGCCAUAAGCACUGUCUCUUUCCCUGUGUAUUACUGGGACAAGUUUGUCAAGAAGAAGGUUUUGAAGAAGUAUGAAGAUGCAGUGGGAGAGGAGAAGUUAUGUGCUAUGUUGGGCAUGGAGGUUGGUGAGAACCCAAUGGCUGGCAACCCGACAGAAAACCCAAACCAGGGUCUCUUCAGCUCAAUGCUUACAUCUCUAGAUUGGAAGUAUCACAUCUGGAAGUGUGGUGUGAUUGGAACUGAUAAUUCUUUUUUGUACAUUGCUUGGUACCUUCUCUUCUCACUUCUCGGCCAUGUCAACCACUUCUUCUUUGCUGCUCAUCUCCUUGACAUCGCCAUGGGCUUCAAGACACUCAGGACUGUCCUUCAGUCUGUCACGCACAAUGGCAAACAGUUGGUGCUUACCCUGAUGAUGACCUGUGUGAUCAUCUACCUGUACACAGUCGUUGCCUUUAACUUCUUCAGGAAGUUCUACACCAAAGACGAAGAGGGAGAGAUAGAUUAUAAAUGCCACAAUAUGAUGUCUUGUUUUGUCUUCCAUCUUCAUUCUGGUUUAAGAGCUGGUGGUGGCAUUGCUGAUGAGAUAGAACCACCUGACGGUGAUGACUAUGAGCUCUACCGGAUCAUCUUUGACAUCACCUUCUUUUUCUUUGUCAUUGUCAUUCUUCUUGCCAUCAUCCAGGGUCUGAUCAUUGAUGCCUUUGGUGAAUUGAGAGAUCAGCUGGAGCAGGUCAAAGAGGACAUGGAGACCAAGUGUUUCAUAUGUAGCAUUGGGAGGGAGUAUUUUGAUAAGCUUCCUCAUGGAUUUGAGCUACACACAUCUAAGGAGCAUGAUCUCUCCAAUUACAUGUUCUUCCUAAUGUACCUCAUUAACAAGCCAGAGACAGAGCAUACUGGCCAGGAGUCCUAUGUAUGGCAGCUUUAUCAGCAGAGAUGCUGGGAUUUCUUUCCUGUCGGUGAUUGCUUCCGCAAGCAGUACGAUGACGAGCAAGCAUGAUGAGGAGCAGGACAAUGACCCCUAUGAUUACUAAGUCCAAAGAUGUCAAAGGUUAUCGAGGCCAGGAUGUACCCAGGAAAUAGAAUACCUCCUGGUAACUGCUUAGCUUGUUAAAUGCCGAGUCCAAUCAAUAUCUUGGUCCUUACUGUAUUGGAUUGAGAUUUUGGGUUCAUGUGUAAAGAAAAGAAGAUGUGAAUUUAAAUCUCCCAAACAUGUCUAUUCACUGGAAGGUUCAUUUACUACUAAGUUACUAUUCAAUUACAGUUUCCAUAGUAGCAUUGUUUUUUAGCCAAUCAAAAGCAACCAUUAUUAUGUACUUAACUCACUGAACAUAGUUUGAUGUCAGUACAUACACAUUUUCUGUAGACCCUAGCCAUUGUUAUCUCUGGCAUAGGACUCAGUGGGUUAAUAGCAUCUUAAGUGAAUGGGGACCAUAUGGACCUAAUUCCAGAGGAGCAAAAUUACUCAAUUCUCGCUACCCCAAAUAGGAACAAAAAUCUCAUAAUGCGCGAGACGAGAUAAUUUUCACUCCGUUGGGUCGUCAUCACCACUUCCGGUUCAGAGUCAUGCUCGCGCGAGGUUCGUGAUACUGAGUUUUCCACCACGCUGAAAUCGAUGCCAAUCAGCGUAAUAUGUACAGAUUAUAAUAUUUAUUUAAUUUGGUCAGUUUUGAUUCCAUUUGAAUUAUGAAUAAAAAUAAAAAAUGUAUUUCACGUGAAAAUAAUUUUUAUUCAUGUUUUUAUUAGGUUAUAAAAAAUUAAAAAAGAAAUGAAUAUCUUAAAAUUUUGCAUUAAAUUACGGUCGUAUUCGACUAGACGCUAAAUAUAUACAGCAUUCAUUCCAUUCAAUUUUUCGACGACCACAAAAUGGAUAAAAAAUCAGUUUCGGAACUUAAAAAAAAUCUUAACUGACAGAGGAAUACCGUGUAAUGAAAAGCGUCGGGCAGAAUUAGUGACUUUAGCAGAAAAGGCUGUUAAACUGUAUCGUGAAAGAGAGGGUUGUGAUCACGAACUUUCCGAGCGAAAGCUACGUUGUGUUGUUGUGCAUGACGACACUGUUGAUCUGAAUGGCAAAACAGUGCAUUGGACUUCCGAACAGGAAGUUGUAAUACCGAAAAAGCUAUCCCAUAAUGCAAUGCACGUUACAGGGAUUUUCCCGGAUCUCGAUGAAAUCGCUAUUUGGGGUAGCGAGAAUUGAUACUGUCUUUUGACUGGCUUUGGUUGUUCCUGUUACCUACAUGAAAACUAGGAGGUCCCCUUAAAUAGCAAAUUUCAGGAGUUGAUUGGCUAUUAAAGCAGAUUCCAGAUAGCAUUCACCCUGCCAGUGUAAUUGCUAGGAGUCAAACUUUUCCUGAUGGAAUAUAUCCCAAAGAAUCGUGGUUAUGGUGGCAUUCAGUUAUCAUAACAAGACAACAUCAGAUUUGAACUGUGAUUGGUCAACAGCAAAUUUCUCAAAUGCCAGUGUUUGGGUUAUUAACACCAGCCAACUGCAUCACCCUACUUCAGACAAGGCUGGUGUAAGGUUAACGUUUAUUUCAUUUUGAGCUUUUUAAAGUGCAAUUAAUAAUCAUUUUCUAAAGCCAAGUUGCAGCUCAGUAAAUCUGCCUAUUUUUUGUUCCCUAACCACCAUACUUGAAAUCACAUUAGAUGUUAAUUUUCUGCAGUUUUGUAAAUAGCCUUUUGGAUGCACUUUUUAGAUUUUUUGAUUGAUUAAGAGAUCAAAUAUAUUUGUUCUUUUGCUCACAUGAUAACUUUUCUCUUAGAUAGCUGUGUGAUAAGUUAUGUUUCUUUAUCUUUGGGGGAGGAAUGAAAAUGCAAACUAUUUCUGGGUUUUUUCUGGAUUUGGUUAUGUUUUUCUUUCCUUUGAUUAUCACAAACUAUUUGUUAAAGUGUAUAAAAAUUUCCGGACUUGAAAAUAUAAAGAGUUUCUUGAGAAAUUAUGUGGUGUGUAACUAUAAGUCCAUUAAUGAAGGAACAUAAAAACAUGACAAUGUUUGAUAUUUUGGAUAUUCCGUAGCUGGAACACAUAUUAAGACCAUGAAAGAAACACAAGAAUUGAGUCAAAAUUGUUAACAGCUCAGCAGUGGCCAAUGUGCUGGAAGUUGGAUCUGAUUAAAAUGGACCUGCAUUAUAUAUUUAAAAUAUAAUAAUCAUGACAUGUAUUUUUUUUUCUAUUGGGUGCAAAAAUUGUGCAUAAAUUGAUGCACUGGUCAAUCUAACAAACCAGCUUUAAGGACGUUCCACAGUUAUGUUUGUGCGCAUUAUGAUCUGCGCAUAGUUUACACUCUGCGCGCUGACGUCACAAUGGAUGAACAGGUGAUUAAUUAGCUGCGGGUAUGAGCUGAUUUUUCUCAUCUUCUGCACUUUAACUGCAGAUCCGAUGCGUUAUUUCAUGAAGAUAAAAAAUUGAAUUAUUCCAUGGACCAUUCUAAAAAAUAUUCUCUACAAUUUCAAAAUACUUUACUCUGCAGUGCUGCCAAGAAUCACGAAUAUUACCCCGAGUUUGAAUAAAUGGUAGAGUGGUUUUGAUUUUUUAUUCACAUAUAUACUAAGCGUUCGGCGCAUUUUUGGUGUUUUAAAAAGCACAUUUGCUCUAAUAAAAAUGGGGAUAGUUUAAAAACAAGCACAUGAACCCCUAUUUUUUAAUGUUUGUACCUCUUAGGUAUACAUUCCUCUACAACUCUGCAAAUUUUGGUGAAAAUGACAUGGAUUUUUAAUAAAGUGCAGCAUUUAUUGUACGUUUGUAGUUUGUUACUGAAAUUUUACAUUUUUUAGAUUGGGAUUUUGUUAUCUUUUACGCCAUUUUUAAGAACUGACAGUGCUGUUAAACUUAAAAUUGCAAACAAAUAGCACUAUAAAUAGAUUCUCCAUUCUAAGGAUACAAUUAUUAACUCUCUUGCAAAAUUUGAUGACUUUUUCAUGUAUUUUGACUGAGUAAUAGAGGUUUAAACUCAUUGUAGUAAUCUUGGGCGGUCUAAAAAUGCCAAAUUCUUUUGAAUGCGCAAUUCUUAAAAACAUCAAUUUGGGUGAACUUCGAAGCUCUAUAGCAAAAAAUCAAGCACAUGGACCUAUGUUAACUUUUGCAUAUUUCGAAUAUUAAGGUUCUAAAGUAUCUAUGUGCACAGUUUGGUGAAAAUGACAUGGAUUUCACUUUAACUGUGGAACGUCCUUAAAUGGAAAUUGAAAACUUCCCAUAGCAGUAACUCUUAUUUCAUAAUAUGAAUUCAGCCUAACUCUUUACAGUACUUUGAAGCCCCAUCAUGAUAUUCUUCUUAUUAGUUUGGAUUGAUCACUUCAUUGUAAUUUUUUUUGUUUAGGAAUCAAUGUCUAUUUGUACACUUUAUAUCUACAUGUAGAGAUGAUUCCUAAAAUUUGUAAUCUAUAUUUAAUUUUCAAAAUUUUGAUUUUGCCAGUUAGUUUAUUACUUGCAUGUGUGUGAUUGAGGGUCAGAUAUAUGUUUCUUUUUAUAACAAAUAAAUUUACUCCUCCAUUUUGUUCAAAAAAAGGGUUCAAUAAACAAAAUUAUGUGUAAUUUCCUUUUUUUUUUUUUAUUACUGCAAUAUGAUGAAACAAAUAAGUGUGAUAUCAUGUUUAUCAAGUUUAACUUGAAAUCGAGUGAAAUUCAGACACUCACAUCUUUGGAAUAUUUUUCAUGUACAAGCCUUCUGGGACAUGUUGAAUUAGAAUCCAAUCUUUUUUUCUAAAUAUGGUGCAGAAUGAUUACAUCUACUUGGUGUAUAUCAUUAUAUGUUUUUUUCUUCUUCUAGAUCGCUUUGAGUGUCAAUGUCUUCUUUAGCCUAGAAACAUACAGUAGACAAACUUCAGAGUUAAAGCUCGAAAAGGGCAGUGCUGCACCAGCCCGAGUUUGCUCAAUCUCAAGAUUUUAGCCUGGUCGGCCCUCAUCACGAGUAAUCUUGAGAUUAAAAAACCCCGUCUCCACUAUCACAAGAAGAGCGAGGCAUCGAUGUAUUAUGGUCUGAAUUAGUGGGAUAAUUCCUAAAAUAGCGCCCUAUUUUGCAAAUAAUCCCAAGUUGACUUGGGAUUGCAAUCUCGAGAUUAAUCCAGCGAACUAGCUCGAUAAUUGCAUCUCCAUUACAAAUAAUCUUGAGAUUGUUCGGAAUGGGAUAAUUUGCCGGAUCAGAAAAAGUGCGCUAAUUUGAAAACUCUGGCUGGGGCAGACGUCCCUCAAUAAUUCUCUAUUCUUGAAGUGGAACUUUCAUAUUUGCGUGCUUAUUUAAUUACUGUACUAAGAUACCACAGCAAUAUAUCACAACUCACUGUGACUGGUUUAUCAAAAGAAGUUAUAAUUGUAUUUCUUGCUUUGUUUUAUGUGCAAUGUAUUUUAGGCAGAUUGUAGAGAUAUUUUUCAACAGUUUCUUUUUGAUGAAGUAAAUGACUCUGAUCAUGGAGAGUUUAAUAUUUUGCUUCAUGAUAAUAGUUCUUGUAGACCCAUUAAUGUUAAAUAAAAUGGAGAUCUCAUUUGAGGUAAAAUGUAUGAACUUGAUGUAACUUAUUGCAAUUCGAAAGCAAUGAAUGUGUUGUGAUCUGCCUUUACCAUGACAAAAAAAACAUAUCUGAUUGAUGAAUAUGAUUACACAGAACUUGAUAUCAUGCAAAUUUAAUAUGUUUUGGAGAUAUGAAAUGUUUUAUCAAUAAUUUAUUUCUAUAACAAGAGUUUAGCUAUAUCUUCACAUUUAUUGCAAUUUAAUGCUGGUUUGAUUUUUUUAAUGUCUUGAUUUAAUUUAUAUGACAUCAAAGAUUUUCCUGGUUAUGCAUCAUGUAAUGGUAUUUAGAUCUAUUGUUUGUGUCUGUAUGUUUGUGUAUUUAUUAUGACUUUUUGAAUCUUUUGUGCUUCUUGAUAUUUAAUCAGACGAUUAAAAUAAUUUGUCAU